Molecule: messenger RNA, 600 nt
Organism: Naegleria gruberi
Lineage: Eukaryota; Heterolobosea; Eutetramitea; Acrasida; Naegleriidae
Product: rab family small GTPase
Exons: 3
Coding region: 61-534 (157 amino acids)
Biological process (GO): regulation of exocytosis; protein secretion
Molecular function (GO): GTPase activity; GTP binding
Source: RefSeq, a predicted model, not a curated record
GAGAAUCAAUUUAAUGUUAGUCACGUCAGUACAAUUGGCGUUGAUUUUAAAAUUAAAAAUAUGGAAAAGAAUGGAAAAAAAGUUAAAUUACAAAUAUGGGAUACUGCUGGACAAGAACGUUUUAGAACAAUAACAACAAGUUAUUAUAAAGGAGCACAAGGAGUUAUAAUGGUAUAUGAUAUAACACAAAGAAAAUCAUUUGAAAAUUUAUCAACAUGGUUAAAUGAUGUUAAACAAUAUGCAGAUCCAAAUGUUUCAUUAAUUCUAGUUGGAAAUAAAGUUGACUUGGAAGAUCAGAGACAAGUAACUGAAAAUGAAGCAAAUGAAUGGGCACAAAGAAAUAAUAUUUCUGUUUGUUUACAAACAUCUGCUAUGAAUUCUUUAAAUGUUGAUGUAGCUUUUGAUAGAAUGGUAGAUGGUAUUUUUGAACAUUCAUUUGAAAAUUCACUUUCAGCACCUAAAAAAGAAACUGUUAAAAUUAAUAACAAUGAUCAAGUUGUAAAGAAACCAUCAAAGAGAUGUUUAAUUCUUUAAUUUUUGAUUAUUAUUUUAGAUUUUAUUUAUUGUAUUUUUAUUAAAUAAACAUUUACACCAACAAAC